Molecule: messenger RNA, 2060 nt
Organism: Papaver somniferum (opium poppy)
Lineage: Eukaryota; Viridiplantae; Streptophyta; Magnoliopsida; Ranunculales; Papaveraceae
Product: external alternative NAD(P)H-ubiquinone oxidoreductase B3, mitochondrial-like
Exons: 10
Coding region: 140-1876 (578 amino acids)
Molecular function (GO): NADH dehydrogenase activity; calcium ion binding
Source: RefSeq, a predicted model, not a curated record
GUCAUAAAUAAUAACAAGGCACAACCAGCUUUUGUCUUCUUAAAAGGCAUUGCGUUGUAGUUCAGUUACACAAAAAAAAAACUACAUAUAGGGUUCUCUCAAAGGUUCUUUGGAUUUGUACCUCAAAGGAUCUGAAACAAUGAGAAUCUUAUCAUCAUUCGUUGAGAAAGGUUCUCGAUUUUAUAAAGAUCAUCCUCGUUAUUCCAAGUUACUGGUUGUAGCCGCAGUCAGUGGUGGUAGUCUUCUGGCCUACUCUAGUUCAAACUCGUCCCAUCAUGUGACUGGCGAUUCAGAGUCCAAAAAGAAAAGAAUUGUAGUGCUUGGAACUGGAUGGGGAGCCACGAGUUACUUGAAGAAUCUUGAUUUAGCCUCCUAUGAUGUUCAGGUGGUGGCACCUCGCAAUUAUUUUGCGUUCACCCCGUUAUUACCAAGUGUCACAUGUGGCACAGUGGAAGCACGCAGUAUUGUCGAGCCAAUUCGCAACAUUAUUAAGCGGAGGGGAGCGUCAGCUACAUUUUGGGAAGCUGAAUGUUUUAAGAUUGAUGCAAAAAACAAGAAGGUACACUGUCGGCCUGUUCAAAAGUCGGAAUCAAAAGACAAGGAAGAAAUUAUUAUGGAUUAUGACUACUUGAUUGUAGCAGUGGGAGCUCGUGUAAAUACGUUCAACACUCCGGGUGUCGAGGAGAACUGCCACUUCUUGAAGGAAGUAGAGGAUGCUCAGAGAAUCCGCAGGAGUGUGAUUGAUUGUUUCGAAAAAGCCAGCCUUCCCAAUAUAAGUGAGGAAGAGAAGAAGAAGCACCUCCAUUUUGUAGUUGUUGGAGGUGGUCCAACAGGUGUGGAGUUUGCUGCAGAGCUUCAUGACUUCGUCAAGGAAAAUUUAAGCAAAUUAUAUCCCAAAGUUAAAGAUUUUGUGAAAAUCACACUUCUUGAGGCAGGGGAUCACAUUUUGACCAUGUUUGACAAGAGAAUCACUGCUUUUGCUGAAGAGAAGUUCAAGAGAGAUGUUAUUGAUCUGAAGACCGGGUCUAUGGUCGUGGAAGUAACUAAUAAUGCCAUUCGUACAAAAGAAAGGUCAAGUGGAGAGGUAUCUUCAGUACCUUACGGAAUGGCUGUCUGGUCAACUGGUAUCGGAACCCGACCUUUGAUUUCUGAAUUCAUGCAGCAGAUUGGUCAGACUACCAGGCGUGUUUUAGCAACUGAUGAGUGGCUACGAGUCCAGGGAAGUGAUUGCAUUUAUGCCCUUGGUGAUUGUGCAUCUAUUAAUCAGCGAAGAAUCAUGGAAGACAUAGCGGUGAUAUUCAGUAAGGCGGACAAAGAUAAUUCUGGUAAAUUAACUGUUAAACAAUUCCAAGAUGUCAUUACCGAUAUCUGUGAAAGGUACCCGCAAGUGAAGCUCUAUUUGAAGAAUAAAAAGUUGAAAGGUGUCUCCGAUCUUCUGAAAGAUUCGGAAGGGAAGGAUAAUAGUACUGAGUUGGAUAUUGAAAAGUUCAAGUCAGCUCUUUCCCAAGUAGAUUCAGAGAUGAAAAUGCUUCCUGCAACUGGUCAGGUUGCUGCUCAAGAAGGAGUAUAUCUGGCUAACUGUUUCAACCAGAUGGCUGAGCGCGAAAAGAAUCCAGUAGGCCCUCCUAGAAUCAGGGGUGAAGGACGUCACAGGUUCCAUCCAUUUAGGUACAAACAUUUGGGGCAGUUUGCUCCACUUGGAGGAGAGCAAACAGCAGCACAACUUCCAGGUGAUUGGGUUUCGAUUGGUCACAGUUCGCAGUGGCUUUGGUAUUCUGUUUAUGCAAGCAAGCAAGUAAGUUGGCGUACUAGGACGAUGGUGGUGUCUGACUGGAUGAGACGGUUCAUUUUCGGGAGGGACUCAAGUCGUAUUUGAGAACACACAUAAGUUACUAGAAAAAUAGUCUCCAACUAAAAAGAUCGAAUUUUCACAGUUCUUGAUACUUGAUUUAUUUUUUAUGACAGAGUGAAACUAUUACCAAAAUUGUCUUCUCCUUGAUUUAAUAUUUUGUCUGAACAGCAGCUAAGUUAUAAACAAAUAAUAUGGCUUUUAUAUUAAA